Molecule: messenger RNA, 1386 nt
Organism: Phalaenopsis equestris
Lineage: Eukaryota; Viridiplantae; Streptophyta; Magnoliopsida; Asparagales; Orchidaceae
Product: auxin-responsive protein IAA7-like
Exons: 7
Coding region: 223-1209 (328 amino acids)
Biological process (GO): regulation of DNA-templated transcription
Cellular component (GO): nucleus
Molecular function (GO): protein binding
Source: RefSeq, a predicted model, not a curated record
CUUCGUAUUUGGUGUGGCUUCGCUGGGGCAGAAGGAGAUAAAGCAGGCCGCGCGGAAGCAAGAGCUUUCUUUGUUUUCUUCUUCAGAAGAAUUUCAUGUAAUUUGAAGGAGGAAUUGGUGUUGCUUCGGAGGAGGAGAGGAGGAGGAGAGAGCAGGGGCGCUUGUUCUGUUUUUGCGCAGAGAGGAGAGUGCGACUUAUUAAUAUAAGAGAAGAGGACAUCAAUGGAAUCAGAAUUUAGAAAGAGGGGCGGUGAAUGCCCUCAACUACUUGAUUUGAUUUCAGUUGACGACUGGUUAAAGAGAGAUGCAGGAGGAGGAGGGAAAAGCUUAGGAGCUUCAGAAGAGAAGAAGUUAGAGCUGACGCUUGCUCCUCCUGGAGGAGAGGGCUGGCCAGCAGCCGAGGAGGAGCAAGAGAAGCUAACUUCCAAUCGCUCGUCGACCUGCUUCUCAAAUUUCUCCAAAUCUUUUGACAAAAAAGCUUUUUUUGAAGCCAAAAUGGGAUUUUUGGACACAGCUGAACCCAAAAAAGAAGGGUUCCAACAGCAGCAACGUGGGCCUUUACAGCUGCAGCUCAUAGCUGGCUUGAGUAAAGAAUCUCCAGUAGAAGCUAAUGGGAUGAUGGAACAGACUCAUUUGAUAAGAGCGCACGCUUCUUCUGAUAAUGUUGCUCUGGUGAAGAGCAGCACUCAGAUAAGAGCAACCACUUCUCCAGUUGUUGGGUGGCCUCCAAUACGGUCGUUUCGAAAGAACAUUGCUAUCACAUCAACCAAACAAUCAAAUGAGUUAAAAAAUGGGGUUCGAGAGAAUGUAUUGAAGGGCAAUACUUCGAAGAAGGGUUUGUUUGUCAAGAUCAACAUGGAUGGUAUCCCUAUUGGAAGGAAACUGGACCUUAAUGCUUGUGAAAACUACCAGAAGCUCUGUUCAAUAGUGGAAGAACUCUUCUGUGGCCUUCUUGCUGCUCAAAGGGACCCUACAGCUUCUGGUAGUGGGAUCAGUGAAAGUGAAAGAAUGGCAUUCACGGGCUUGCUGGAUGUCAGCGGUGAAUAUAGUUUAGUGUAUGAAGACAAUGAAGGGGACAGAAUGAUGGUUGGAGAUGUUCCUUGGGACAUGUUUGUUUCUACUGCGAAGAGGUUGAGAGUGCUGAAGAACUCGGAGCUUUCUGCAUCAUCUCUGGGAGCUGUCAACAGAAACAGAGCAGCAGAGUGUUGAGUUGAAUAAAAGAAUGGAUUUUGCAUUGCAAGUUCUUUUUUUAUUGUUAAUUUUCUUUUAUUGCUGUUGUCUGUGAAAUGUAAGUGUCGCGAAAGCUCUUAUUUUUCAACUGAGUUUGUAGAGAACUGUUAUCUUCUGAUUGUCUAAUGUCACUUGUUUAUUUUUACAUACAUAUGA